CACGACAACGCCGUCGCCCAAGAUCUCGUCCCCACAAGCGCUGCUCCAGAUCCGUCUUUUUCAUCUCGGAUUGCACCGAUCGAUUCUGCUGCUCCCAUGGCCUUUGCAGACGCCUCCACCGACGAAGUCCGGGUCGCCCUGGCCCAGAUCACCCCCGUCUGGCUCGACCGCACCAAAACCCUUGCCAAGGUCCAUGAGGCCAUCCGCGAGGCUGCCCAACAGAGCGCCCAGCUGGUCGUCUUUGGCGAAGCUCUCGUCCCUGGUUAUCCCUGGUGGCUUGAGCGCACCGAUGCCGCUCGCUGGGACCAUCCGCUUCAGAAGGAGAUCCAUGCGCACUACAUGGAUCAAGCUGUUUGCAUCGAAGAUGGCCACCUUGACUCUGUCUGCGCUCUUGCCCGGCAGCUCAGCAUCGCUGUCGUUCUCGGCACCAUCGAGCGUCCAAAGGACCGAGGAGGACACAGCCUCUACUGCACGGCAGUCACGAUCGACGCCCGCGGCACGAUUGCCAGCGCUCAUCGCAAGCUCUGCCCAACUUAUGAGGAACGUCUGGCCUGGUCGCCGGGGGAUGGCAAUGGUCUAGUUGUGCAUCCACUCGGCCGCUUCACCUACGGAACCCUCAACUGCUUCGAGAACUGGAUGCCUCUCUCCAGAGCGGCCCUCUAUGCUCAAGGCGAGGAUCUCCAUAUUGCCCUUUGGCCUGGCAAUCUGCGCAACACCGAGGAUAUCACUCGCUUCAUUGCCCAAGAAUCCCGAUCCUUUGUCAUCUCUGUCAGCAGCACAAUGCACGCCGAUGAUAUUCCGGACGAUAUCCCGAAGGCAGCCGAAAUCAAGGCCCAUUCAUCGGGAUCGUUUGCCAACGGCGGCUCGUGCGUCGCCGGUCCCGACGGUCGAUGGGUCCUUGAGCCCAUCGUCGGCAGAGAAGCCGUUGUCGUUGUGGUCCUGAAUCAUCAGCGCGUUCGCGAGGAGCGCCAGAACUUUGACUUGGCCGGUCACUACUCCCGCCCCGAUGUAACUCGACUGGUGGUGAACCGAAAGCGACAGACCCUCCUCGAGCUGGAAUAGUCGCCGAGACAGGGACGCCGCUGCGGCUGACAUGAUCAUGGGGAGACAUGCGCUCCAUGUCGUCAAAGUGGACACCCUGUCUUCCCUGGCCUUGGAGACCCGGCACAGCCGUGCAAAUGCAACAGGACACUUGGUUUCUUGUUGGCGAACAAUCUUUUAGACGAGAAUACACGUAUUAUUGAGGUCAUCCAAGGGAAUCACA
This is a messenger RNA of Polychytrium aggregatum, 1264 nucleotides long. RefSeq names its product hydrolase, carbon-nitrogen family protein. The record is from RefSeq and is a predicted model, not a curated record. The transcript has 3 exons. Lineage: Eukaryota; Fungi; Chytridiomycota; Chytridiomycetes; Polychytriales. Gene Ontology annotation, molecular function: catalytic activity. The coding region runs from base 97 to 1062 and encodes 321 amino acids.